ACUACAGUUCCCACGAGCCCUCGCGCGAAGCAGCUUGGAAGUGGGCAGCCUGGAAGUCACUCGGGCCACUGGAGCUGGCGGCGUCUCUAGCGAGCCGCGCGGUGCCGGACGCCGCGGUCGAGGAGCCCGCGGGGCGUGCAGCCGGGACGACGAGGUGCAUCGCCUUUGACCUAGGCUCUCGUGAGACCUGAAAGACCACACUGGUGUCCAGGGCAUACUGAACAUGGCUGGGAAGAUGCCCACCCCAUCCACAGUCCAUGGCCUGCAGCCGUCGCUCUUUCUGCCCUUCUGAGCCCCUGCGUCUGGAGCCCCCUGGAUGACACCUGCCUCCUGACAUUGCGCUUGCACUGCUGUCCACAGCGAUGGUGAAGAACUGGACUCUACAGGCUCACAACCUUCAAGUGCACUUUCGGGGGCCAGCACCCUUUGUUCCAGGACUGGCAGGCCUAAACAAUGGCUGAGGGCCAGUGGACCCCAUAGCGUUGUACCACGACUUCCAGGGGCAGCAGCACUCUAGUGCCCAAGGACUAUGACCACCUAUCGACCUCUUCCUAAUGAUGGUGUGGACCUGGCAGCCAGCUGUGGGGCCAGGGGCACCGAUAUCCUCCCUGGGCCCCACCCUGGGGACUACAUUCCCAUGGGAUUCUGGGCCCAGAACGGCAAUAUGUCCCAGCCUCUUGGUGAGAGCCCAGCCAUUGCUACCACCCGCCCUAGCCCCACCACCCCUGCGAUGCCCAAGAUGGGUGUGCGUGCCAGAGUGGCUGAUUGGCCACCCAAGCGAGAAGCCUUGAGAGAGCAGAGCAAUCCCAGCCCCUCACAGGACACAGAUAGUGUGAAGUCCACCAAAGUGGCCCAUUCCAUGAGAAAUGUACAGAAUGGACAGCUCCCCUCCAGCACUCCAGCUUCCUCAGGGUCCAGAGCUUUCCAUCGACUCUCUAGGAGAAGGUCUAAAGAUGUAGAAUUCCAGGAUGGGUGGCCCCGGUCCCCUGGCCGGGCCUUCCUUCCUCUGCGACAUCGAAGCAGCAGCGAGAUCACCCUCAGUGAGUGUGACGUGGAGGAACCUGGAGAGCCACGGGGGAGCCGGCACCCAGGGGUGCUGCCACUCUUCCGAGAGUAUGGCAGCACAUCGUCCAUCGAUGUGCAGGGUGUGCCAGAGCAGAGUUUCUUCGACAUCCUCAAUGAGUUCCGCAGCGAGCAGCCAGAGGCUCGUGGCUCCCAGAGCCUCAAUGAGCUCCUGCGGGUGGAUCCCAGCACCCUUCUCUCAGCGGGCAGCUGUGGAGCCAAGGGAGACGCCCGUAAUGGCCAGCCUGCCAAAGAUAGUCUCCAGACUCUGCAGCCCCUCAAGGAGAAGGAGAAGGCCCGGAAGAAACCUGCGUGGGGCCUGGGCAGUGGGGACACUGUAGAUUCGUCCAUCUUCAGGAAACUGAGGAGCAGUAAGCCUGAAGGAGAAAUGGGGCGGCCUCUGGGAGAGACUGAGGAGGGCCGAAGCCCCCCAGAAGCCAGUAGACCUUGGGUCUGCCAGAAGAGCUUCGCCCAUUUUGACGUGCAGAGCCUGCUGUUUGACCUCAAUGAGGCAGCUGCCAACAGGGUGUCAGUGGCCCAGAGGCGCAACACCACCACGGGGGCCUCAGCCGCCUCAGCCAUGGUGACGCUCCCAGCAUCCCGGGCCCACAGCCUGGGGACUCUGGACCCAGCCUUCACCAGCACGGAGGAUCUGAACUGCAAAGAGAACCUGGAGCAGGACCUGGGGGACGACAAUAGCAAUGACCUUCUUCUCAGCUGCCCACACUUCCGCAACGAGAUCGGUGGGGAGCAAGAGCGCAACGUCAGCUUCUCCCGGGCCUCCAUGGGCUCCCCAGGGGGCAACAAUGAGACCCACUUAACGGAGCCCACCCUGAGCAUCCACCGCACAAACGCCAGCAUCUCGGUGCUGGAGGUGCCCAAGGAGCAGCAGAGGACACAGAGCCGGCCCAGGCAGUACAGCAUCGAACAUGUGGACCUGGGUGCUCGUUACUACCAGGACUACUUUGUGGGCAAAGAGCAUGCCAAUUACUUCGGCGUGGAUGAAAAGCUGGGGCCCGUGGCGGUGAGCAUCAAGCGGGAGAAGCUGGAGGAUCACAAGGACCACGGACCUCAGUACCAGUACAGGAUCAUCUUCCGGACUCGAGAGCUCAUCACGCUUCGGGGCUCCAUUCUAGAGGACGCCACACCUACAGCCACCAAGCACGGGACAGGGCGGGGCCUGCCCCUGAAGGAUGCACUGGAAUAUGUCAUCCCAGAGCUCAACAUCCAUUGCUUGCGACUGGCUCUCAACACUCCCAGAGUCACCGAGCAGCUGCUGAAGCUCGAUGAGCAAGGGCUGUGCCGCAAGCACAAGGUGGGCAUCCUGUAUUGCAAGGCAGGCCAGAGCUCAGAGGAGGAGAUGUACAACAACGAGGAGGCCGGCCCUGCCUUUGAGGAGUUCCUGGACCUCCUGGGUGAGAAGGUCUGUCUGAAGGGCUUCACCAAGUACGCUGCCCAGCUGGAUGUCAAGACGGACUCAACGGGGACCCACUCUCUGUACACGACAUACCAGGACUACGAGAUCAUGUUCCACGUCUCCACCCUGCUCCCUUACACCCCCAACAACCGGCAGCAGCUGCUGAGGAAGAGGCACAUAGGGAAUGACAUCGUGACGAUCAUCUUCCAGGAACCAGGCGCGUUACCUUUCACCCCUAAGAACAUCCGCUCGCACUUCCAGCACGUCUUCAUCAUCGUCCGCGUCCAUAACCCCUGCACUGAGAAUGUCUGCUAUAGCAUGGCUGUGACCCGAUCCAAAGACGCUCCUCCUUUUGGCCCCCCUAUCCCUAAUGGAACCACAUUCCGAAAGUCUGAUGUCUUCAGAGACUUUUUGCUGGCCAAGGUAAUUAAUGCUGAGAACGCUGCACACAAAUCUGACAAAUUCCAUACGAUGGCCACCAGAACCCGCCAGGAGUACCUGAAGGACCUGGCUGAAAGCUGUGUCUCCAACACCCCCAUUGACUCCUCCGGCAAGUUUACCCUCAUCUCCCUGACCUCUAAGAAGAAAGAGAAGACGAAGGCCAGGGCGGGAGCGGAGCAGCACAGCGCUGGGGCCAUUGCCUGGCGCGUGGCGGCGCAGGACUACGCCCAGGGCGUGGAGAUAGACUGCAUCUUGGGGAUUUCCAAUGAGUUUGUGGUGCUCCUGGACCUGCGCACCAAGGAGGUGGUGUUCAACUGCUACUGUGGGGAUGUCAUUGGCUGGACCCCAGACUCCUCCACGCUGAAAAUCUUCUAUGGCCGGGGGGACCACAUCUUCCUGCAGGCUGCAGAGGGCUCUGUGGAGGACAUCAGGGACAUCGUCCAGAGGCUGAAGGUAAUGACCAACGGCUGGGAGACGGUGGAUAUGACCCUGCGGCGGAAUGGCCUAGGGCAGCUGGGCUUCCAUGUGAAGUACGAUGGGACAGUGGCUGAAGUGGAGGACUAUGGGUUUGCCUGGCAGGCUGGCCUCCGGCAAGGCAGCCGACUGGUGGAGAUCUGCAAGGUGGCUGUGGUGACACUGAGCCACGACCAGAUGAUUGACCUUUUGCGCACCUCCGUCACGGUGAAGGUAGUCAUCAUCCCGCCUUUUGAAGACGGCACUCCCCGACGGGGGUGGCCAGAGACCUAUGAUAUGAAUACUUCAGAGCCCAAGACGGAGUCAGAAACCACCAGCUCUGGGGGCCGGCCCCCCUACCGCAGCAAUGCUUCCUGGCAGUGGAGCGGGCCCGCCUCCCACAACUCUCUGCCAGCCACCAAGUGGACCACCCCUGCCACUCCCGGCCAUGCCCAGUCCCUGAGCCGACUCCCGAAGCAGACGCCCAUGGUCCCCUUCCGUGAGUCCCAGCCACUGCACAGCAAGAGACCUGUCAGCUUCCCAGAGACACCGUUCACAGCAUCACCAGCAGGGGCCGACAGAGUCCCUCCCUACAGACAGCCUUCUGGGAGCUUCUCCACCCCAGGAUCUGCCACCUACGCAAGAUACAAGCCGUCUCCGGAAAGGUACGCAGCCGCCCCGCACCCACUACUGUCUUUUGACCCUCACUUUAUCCACGAUGGGAUGUCCAGCGGUGACUCCUCUUCAGGUGGCCUGACUAGCCAGGAGAGCACCAUGGAGCGCCCAAAACCAGAGCCUCUGUGGCACGUGCCGGCCCAGGCCCGGCUCUCAGCCAUGGCUGGAAGCAGUGGCAGCAAGCAUCCCUCCAGGCAGGACACAGCUGGCAAAGAUUCUCCCAAUAGGCAUUCCAAAGGUGAACCUCAGUACUCAAGCCAUUCCAGCAGCAAUACCCUCUCCAGCAAUGCCUCCAGCAGCCACAGUGAUGAACGCUGGUUCGACCCUCUGGACCCCCUGGAGCCAGAACAGGACCCCUUCUCCAAGGGCGGCUCCAGUGACAGCGGCAUCGACACCACACUCUACACCUCCAGCCCCAGUUGUGUGUCCUUGGCCAAGGCACCCAGGCCAACCAAGCCACACAAGCCUCCUGGCCUUUGUGGCGGGGGCCGGGAGGCAGCCGGAAGACCCCACCCUGCGGACCGAAGGCGGGAAGUCUCUCCUGCACCUGUGGUGGCUGGCCAGAACAAGGGCUACCGGCCAAAGCUGUACUCCUCGGGCUCCAGUACCCCUCCAGGCCUGGUUGGGGGCAGCCGAGACCCACCAAGGCAACCCAGUGACAUGGGCUCCAGGGCUGGCUACCCCGCUCAGGUUUACAAAACAGCCAGUGCAGAGACUCCCCGGCCCUCCCAGCUCACUCAGUGCAGCCCCUUCCAGCUCUCCACGUCCGUCCCUAAGUCUUUCUUCUCCAAGCAACCAGCACACAACAAGCAUCCAACUGGAUGGAAGAGAACAGACGAGCCCCCACCACGGCCACUCCCCUUCACUGACACUAAGAAGCAGGUGGACACCAACACAAAGAAUGUCUUUGGUCAGCCUCGGCUAAGGGCGUCCCUGCGAGACCUCCGGUCCCCACGGAAGAACUACAAGUCAACGAUCGAGGACGACCUAAAGAAGCUCAUUAUCAUGGACAACCUGGGGCCAGAGCAGGAUCGGGACACGGGGUCCCCCCAGAAGAGCCUGCAGCGGACACUGUCAGAUGAGAGCCUGUGCAGUGGGCGCCGGGAGCCCAGCUUUGCCAACCCUGCCAGCCUGGAGCCAGGCCUGCCCAGCGAUGUACUCUUCACCAGCACCUGCGCCUUCCCCUCCAGCACACUGCCCGCCCGCCGCCAGCACCAGCACCCCCACACCCCCAGCGGGGCACCCAGCACCAUUCCAGCCAAUGGCAAUGGCUUCCCAGAGAAGAAAUCCACCAUCUCAGCCUCGGAGCUCUCACUGGCUGAUGGACGGGACCGGCCCCUACGGCGGCUUGACCCUGGAAUGAUGCCUCUCCCAGACACGGCUACUGGCCUUGAGUGGUCUAGCCUGGUGAAUGCUGCCAAGGCCUAUGAAGUGCAAAGAGCCGUCUCACUCUUCUCUCUCAAUGACCCAGCCCUGAGCCCAGACAUCCCUCCUGCACACAGUCCAGUCCACAGCCACCUGAGCUUGGAGCGGAGCCCACAGACUCCCAGGACCACCCCCACCAUGAGUGAGGAGCCACCCCUGGACCUGACAGGCAAGGUGUACCAACUGGAGGUGAUGCUGAAGCAGCUGCACACAGACCUGCAGAAGGAGAGGCAGGACAAGGUGGUGCUGCAAUCAGAGGUGGCCAGCCUUCGCCAGAACAAUCAGCGGUUGCAGGAGGAAUCACAGGCUGCCAGUGAGCAGCUACGCAAAUUCGCCGAGCUCUUCAGCAGGGAGAAGAAGGAACUCUGAGGCACCCUGGACUCAGCCCUAGAGCCUCCCUGGCUGUCAGGCAGUGGCUUCUGGUUGCAGGGGUGACAGGUCAUCCAGCCACAGCCCCGCACCCACUGCCCCCUGCAACCUUCUGUGGGGACUUAGCCCCAGGCGCAGUGAGCUAGCUUGACCCCUCUCAGCUGCUCCCUGUGGCCCUGCAAGCCUUGUAGCCUGUUCCUAAGACCCAGCUGCCUGGAGCUGUGUUAGUGGGAGGGGCCCAGGAGCCCCUGCAUGAGAACUAUGGAACAAAAUGGGCCCUUUCUUCCCCUAUUCUCUGAUGGUCCAGGGCUCCUCUGUCCCCAGUGCGCUGGCUCCAGACAGCAUGGACAUCACCCUCUGAGUCCCCCUUCCAUACAGGAACCAGGAGCACUUUCAUAGAGUUUAAAUUAUUUUCCUGGGGCCCCAGAAUAGACAAGAACCCCUACCAUCCAGAUCCACUCCUUUGAGAAACCCUGUUUGUACAGUAAAGACUGUUUAUACGAUCUUUUUCUAUCCGCUCCACUCUAGCAGACACAGGCCCCUCUGCCUUCAGCUACUGAUCCGCCAGCCGUGGGCUCCUCCCCUAGCACAACUAGGCCAUUGCCUCCCACUCCAGAGGCAGCAGGGACCCAGGGGACAGAGCUGAAGCACAGCCUUCACCUGUCUGGUCCUCUUUUCUUUUUCAAGUCUCCCUGGCCACACUCCAGCCGCCAGCGGCCACCAGACAUGCUCACUGUGCUCCCCGGGGAGCACUCAGUGCAACCCCCAGAGACGCUGAUUCUCCAAAGGCAAUAAGGGGCAGCUUGGUCUGGGCCUAUGCUGCCCACCCAGGAAACACAAAUUCCCUUUUUUUCCUUCUUUAAAAACAAACAGAAAAGAAUAUAUAUAUAUAUUUAUUUUUUCAUGUAGAGUUGUGCCAGAACAAGUUUGAAUGGCCACAAUCUGUGGGUUCUCCCACCCCAGGGUCAAGACAUGUCCGCAUGGGCCGGGGAUCAGUGUGAGGACCUGGAGGGAUGUGGGGGCAGCAGGCGGGGAGCAGUUGCCAGCAUUGGACCCAGAGCCAUGGCUAGAUGGCCCAGCCCUCAGCCCAGGACCCUUCACCUUCUCUUCGGGCCCAUGACCUCUCUGGAAGGACCCUGAGGCCACACACAACAGGCACUCCACUCCAGGUGUGCCAGACUGGAGGGCAGAAGGGUACCCACGGCUCCCUAUGACCCGCCCCUGGCCCUGGGGAACCCCGGGUUGUGAGGAAGCAGCCUGCCAUGUCCUCCACCCACCGUGGAAUGAUGGUGGCAGACCAGGCUACCCAGUGUCCUCGCAUCCUCGGCCCUGGCCAGCUACUGUGAUGUCCUCCUUUCCUGAUCCCCUUCCUGAAGGGUUCUCCAGCCCCUGCCCCUCCCCCUUCCCUCAGACACCAGACCUGGAGCCUGCCCCUCCCUUCCUCCCCCUACCUUCCUUUGCGCCCUCCCUCCCUCCCUUCAUUUCUUUCUUUAAUAUGUCUCCUCAUAUCUUCAGAUCAUUCAAAUCAUUUUGGGGACCUAAUCAUGUACAUUGACAAUUGUAAAUUAUAAUUUUUUGUUUUGUUCUAUUAUUUUUGUAAGAAUUUCUGCAAAAAAAAUAACUAUUUAAUUUGAGGUUGAUGUUCUGUCUGAUGGCUAGAGAUAGUAGCAGGCUUUUUUUCCAUGUUGAUUUGUUCCAUUUGGAUUUUUUAUCAUUCUUUAUUGUCUCCCCACCCCCACUCCCCUUUCCCAUUCCCAUCCCUGUCUUGAGAUUUCUGGCAUGUUUCAGGAGGUUUCAAAGGAAAUAAACGUUUCA
Chionomys nivalis (European snow vole) is the source of this 7657-nucleotide messenger RNA. It is a transcript of the gene Sipa1l3, whose product is annotated as signal induced proliferation associated 1 like 3. Bases 530 to 5842 code for a protein of 1770 amino acids. NCBI's taxonomy places the organism in Eukaryota, Metazoa, Chordata, Mammalia, Rodentia, Cricetidae. Gene Ontology annotation, molecular function: protein binding; GTPase activator activity. Gene Ontology annotation, biological process: regulation of small GTPase mediated signal transduction; epithelial cell morphogenesis; establishment of epithelial cell polarity. The transcript is spliced from 22 exons. The record is from RefSeq and is a predicted model, not a curated record. Gene Ontology annotation, cellular component: cytoplasm; Golgi apparatus; plasma membrane.